AAAAAAAAAACAAAAAAAACACAGUCCUCUAUCAACAGGAGGCGUUCAUUUACCACUUACUGUACCUCCAGUAUCCGUAUGGUCCUGAACGCACAGCCACGCCCACCCUCUGUAUCCUCCGAGGCUCUGAAGGUGAGAGCGGAAGUAACUGUUUCAUGCGUUUGCAUGGCUGCAUCACUUUUACGCACGGAGCGCUUCUAGUUCUUCCUGAUCUCCACAUAUUUGUUUUUCCCAGUUAUUAUUUUUUAAAAUUAUUUUAUCGUUCAGACUUUGAGGGCAACUUUCAGAUAAGGCAGAUGAGCUCUCUGUACGAAGAUAAGGAGUGCUGUGAGGUAGGGCUCUCUGGAGAGCUCGCUCAAGUCAACUCCGAGGAGUUGGAGUUUGAUUACCUGUUUAACUAUGAGCCACCUGACAGCAGCUUUCCAUCUGGAGAUCUUAAAGAUGACACCGAUCUCCCCCUACACUCACACCCUUACCCUUUGGACGAGCCUUCCCCCUACUCUGAAAGCAGCACCGAAGCUCUUUCAGGUUAUGAACAUUUGGAGCCUAAAAAUUACAUAGCAAACAUACGGUCUCGCUCCCAAGCUGUAAGUCCCAGGAUCGAGAUCACGCCAUCACGCGAGCAUCACAGCCAUGGGCACAACUCCCUCCAUGACCAGCUGGUGAACGCUAGCCCCAGGCCCACUCUCACUGUGCCCGGUUUGGAAUGUUCCAUCUACCGUGAGCCUCAGUGCCUGAGCCCAGCCAGCAGCAACUCCUCAACCUCGUGGCACUCUGAGACUUACUCGCCCUUCGCAUCACCCUGUGUGUCUCCAGGUAGUGGGCAGGCUGUGGCUGGAGAGUUGUGUCCUCGCUUGCAAAAUAUCCACACAGGCUCCCCUCGAACCAGCCCAGGCACAUCCCCUCACACUAGCCUGGCUGAGGACCACUGUUCAUCUCCAAGACCCAGUUCUCGCUCCACAUCGCCUCAGGGCAAACGCACUUACGACAUGUACAGGAACCCAAAUCGGUUGCCUCCAGCUCGAUCACGAAGUCCUUCGCCAUGUGGCUGUCACGAUGAUCAUCGCCCCGGUCCCCAUUAUGUGUCCAGUGCUGUGCCAGAGGUUGUUAACGGGAUGGUGCCUGGCUCAGUACCUUCAAAGAUUGUGAGAUCCAACCAGCCAGCCUACACUAUAUACCCAGACGGCCAUGGAGAGAGCUACCGGGUGGAGCAAGAUUUCAAGACCAAAACAGAACAAUUCUUUAUUCCAACAACGUGGCAGCAGCUGGUGCCUGGAAUCUGCAGCAUCCCUAUUGCCUCUCUGCCUCCUCUGGAGUGGCCUCUGCCCAGGCGCACAGACCAGUAUGAGCUACAUAUCGAGGUGCAACCCAAACCACACCACAGGGCACACUACGAGACUGAGGGCAGCCGGGGGGCUGUUAAAGCUCCUACUGGGGGGCAUCCUGUGGUCCAGCUACAUGGAUACAGAGGGAAAGACCCGCUGGGUCUGCAGAUCUUCAUAGGUACAGCAGACGAGAGGAUCCUGAAGCCGCACGCCUUCUACCAGGUGCACCGAAUCACAGGCAAGACCGUGACCACGACCAGUUACGAGAAGACGAUCAAUAGCACAAAGGUGUUAGAGAUCCCUCUAGAGCCAAAGAACAACAUGAAAGCAAUAAUCGACUGCGCUGGGAUUCUAAAGCUCAGGAACGCUGAUAUCGAGCUGCGGAAAGGCGAGACAGACAUUGGGCGGAAGAAUACUCGUGUGCGUCUGGUGUUCCGCAUCCACAUUCCUCAGCCAGGGGGUCAAUAUGUGUCCCUCCAAGUGGCCUCUCAUCCUAUCGAGUGCUCCCAAAGAUCUGCACACGAGCUGCCCAUGGUGGAGAAGCAGGACAUGGACAGCUGUUCAGUGCUUGGAGGACAGCAGAUGAUUCUGACUGGGCAGAAUUUCAGUGCUGACUCCAAAGUUAUUUUUACUGAGAAGAACCAUGAUGGACAGCAAAUUUGGGAGUUGGAAGCCACAGUUGACAAAGACAAAAGCCAGGCAAGCAUGCUGUUUAUUGAAGUUCCUCCUUAUAGAGACCCAACCAUCUGUCAUCCUGCUAAGGUGAACUUCUAUGUGAUCAAUGGGAAGCGGAAACGCAGUCAGCCUCAGCACUUCACUUAUACACAUCUGCCAGUUUCUUCUAUCAAAACAGAACCACUGGAUGAAUAUGAAUCUGGACAUAUCGGAUAUAUGAUGUCCCAGACUUUAGGAGUUUCCCCACACUCCUAUUAUCUAAGCUCGGAUAAUGGCUUGCUCCCCAACAUGACUUCCUGCCACCAGAACCAUUCUGGAAUCUCCUCUUCAGAACCCUGCUUUCAGCAGCACAUUGUGUAUCCCCGUGCUGAAAAGAACAUAGGGCCCAGCUUGUACAUCCAAACAGGAGUCAUGGUGCCUGAAGCCCAUCGUUCUGUCCUGGUCCAUACUGGUUCCCCAGCCAAGUCUUCUCAUUUGGUUGGUCAGCACCCCGUCAUCCAGUUUUCCCCCACCAACCAAAAUUUGUUAAGAGGUGAAAAUAUAACUCCACCAGGCCAGAAACAUCAAAACCUCUACUGCGAGGGAUAUAGCCCUCAAGGAACUCAGACAGCAGUGGCUUCACGUUCAGCUGCUGCAGCACAAGCCCCCCAAACCCAGCAGUACCCCACCAUUAUUCAACAGCAGCCCUACACAAAUAGGAUUCCAAAGGACAGGUCCCCUCCUGGGGAAGUCAGUCCACAAAGAUGUUCUUCUGCUGAAGAACAGAGAGCUUCUCUUCCUGGGCGAGUCACUGUCAAACAGGAGAAUCUGGACCAGGCCUACCUGGAUGAUGUUAAUGAGAUCAUAAGAAAGGAUCUGACAGGAGUGCACGGCCGAGGACAGACAUAAAGGAACGGAUGUCGCAGGAAGUGUGUGCGACUUGCAGUAGUGCCUUCUUCUUCCUGGAGCGCUUUGCAGUUUUCAGGCACUGUCACCAGCACCCACUUGGAUUUUUUUUCCAGUUUGCAAUAUUUUUGACCUCAGAACCUUUUGACGGCAAGCAGAUUAUGCUUCAUAGCCCAGGCAAACAAAUCUCUUCCAAACCUUUUUAUAGCAAAAGUGUGUUUAUUUUCAAAGAAACCAGCAGUAACUGCUCAUGAAAUAGACUUCGUUCGCCAGGUGUUAAAAAAUUUAUUCUUCCAUGUUUUCUUGUCUUCAUAGCUCACUUUUAGUUUAGUUACAUUUGGAAGAACUGCUUUAUUUCGAAAGGCUGCCAAAACUUCAAAAUCUUUGCACGUCAAUGGAAAAGAAAAUCAGACUGAGAUUUUUCGAGACGGUUAGACAGCUUCUAUUUACAUGUGAUACUUUAGAUAAUGAGCUCAUUAAGAGAUAAAUUGCAGACGAUACUUUUUUGAUAAAUUUACAAAUUUUUAUGAAAAGCUUCAAUUUAUAUAUAGGUAUUGAAUUACAAAUAAAUGCACUGCUCUCACAGAGAAUUUGAAUGCGAAGUGUGCACAUCCUGUCAGUGAAUUAUAUUAACUUGUAUAUAGUUUCACUCAAAAAUUGGAUUUCUAUUGACAAGAUGUAAUUAGAUUUUUUUUUUUUUUUACACCAUUUGUACAUUUUCUUCUAAUGCUUUAGCCUCUAUAGUAGUCGAGUGGAUACUGUACAUCUACACACUCCAAACUCUAGAAGAAAAACUGAAGAGAUGAAUUGAUUUGUUUAGUUUUUUUCUCUUGCAAACUAUGUAACGAUGUCUUGUGCAUUUAGCUAUGAAGCUGUAAGCAAAAUGUUUGUAAGCAGUUUACAGAUGAGCAGAACAAAGUAUUCCCAGUUUCAUAUCUCACAGAGCCGAACGUGCCUUGCACUACAUUCAGACUCAACAUCAUCUAGGGUUACUUCAGUUCAUCUUGUGCAUUGUAUUUUUCUUAUUGUUACUGCUACGUCACCCUUUUAAAAUAUUUUUAUACUGCUAUUUACAACAGUUUUAUAAAAAAAAAAAAAAAAAGCCCUGGCUUGCACAUGAAGUUUCCUUGUUAUGAAUCUUUUUUUUAUAUAUAUCUUUUUACUAACUUCUUGUAUGAAUAUUGUGUUUCAUCUCAGAGUUGGUUUUUGCCAUAAAAUAAUAUGCUGAGCAUAUGGUAUGACAGUUUUAACUGAUUUUUAUCAUCGAAAUUCAAGAGUAUAUCGAUGUCUCUUUUUAUUGAUGUCAUCAUAUUUAGUAACCAAAAAAAGAUAUUUUCGAAGGAAUAUAUUAGAUGUAAAAUUCAAUGUAUGUCUGUCGAGAGCAAUUUUGUGUAUCCAUUGUGUAUCCAUUUUUGGCAGAAUAAUUUCUUCGCUGUUUAAUUAUAUAUACAGACAGGUGACAGGGUAAUUCCAUGAGGAGACGUUUCAGUCCUGAUGGGAGUGGUGUCUUCCUGCAGAGCACAAACACUUGCUGAAUGGUUUCAUGAGAAUGAAAUAAAUUUGAAAUCCCAGCCUAGUCGCUCACCUAUGAGAAAUUUUGGACUGGACAUUUUGGUUCGACAAGGCUUUUCACCACCGUCAUCUCAACAUCACUUUUUUAGUAAACCUUUUCACCCGUCUGUAUGCGUAAAAUAAAUAUAUCAAUACUGUAACCAUUAUCUAAUCAUGGUGCUCAUAACAUCAUGGCAAACCCCGAAUUGAUGACUUUAAUUUGAACUGUAAAUAUGCUUUGCCUACUCUGCUACUUUCUAGGACUAGUCAAUGGGAAGGAGAGCAACAAAUUUUUAUCUUUCGAGACAAAUCAUUUCCUUUCGAACCAAAUCAGCUGGUUCCUUCCCAUUUAUCCUCGUGUAACCAUGGUCAUAAUAAUAAUAUAUGAACUGCAAAAUAGGUAGGCUGUUUUUAUUAGAUUAAUAUAAGAUCAUGUUGAAUAUUUGCCAAAGAGAAGCUUAUAUAUCUUUUGUAAGCCUCAUGUAAAAGCUUUGUACCUGCCAGUUUCAGUUAAUCCUGUCAUGUGGUGAAUGUUUAAUAGUUGAUGUCUUGUCAAGAGAAUAAGCAAUUAAACUGUUUGAAAAGUUUUA
Silurus meridionalis is the source of this 5026-nucleotide messenger RNA. RefSeq names its product nuclear factor of activated T cells 2a (gene nfatc2a). The record is from RefSeq and is a predicted model, not a curated record. Gene Ontology annotation, molecular function: transcription factor binding; DNA-binding transcription factor activity, RNA polymerase II-specific; RNA polymerase II cis-regulatory region sequence-specific DNA binding. Gene Ontology annotation, biological process: cytokine production; regulation of transcription by RNA polymerase II; calcineurin-NFAT signaling cascade. Bases 156 to 2888 code for a protein of 910 amino acids. The transcript has 10 exons. NCBI's taxonomy places the organism in Eukaryota, Metazoa, Chordata, Actinopteri, Siluriformes, Siluridae. Gene Ontology annotation, cellular component: transcription regulator complex.